Messenger RNA from Pogona vitticeps (central bearded dragon), 1549 nucleotides. RefSeq names its product NOP2/Sun RNA methyltransferase 3 (gene NSUN3). The record is from RefSeq and is a predicted model, not a curated record. Gene Ontology annotation, biological process: rRNA methylation. Gene Ontology annotation, molecular function: RNA methyltransferase activity. Gene Ontology annotation, cellular component: mitochondrial large ribosomal subunit. NCBI's taxonomy places the organism in Eukaryota, Metazoa, Chordata, Lepidosauria, Squamata, Agamidae.
GGGGGGGGAGAGGAAAACAAACGGGAGGCGACAUGAUGAGGGAACAGCCUUGGCCCCAACGGCUCUUCAAAGUCAAGGGCCAGGCUGGCCACUUCGGCUUCUGUCAAAAAUGACGCCCUGCAGCGCAGACGGUGGGAAAAUGCGCUUAGACUACAGUUCCCAUAAUUCCACAGCUAGCAGGAGCAGCAGCCUCGCUGACUCGAGGAUCCAUGGGAGACGUAGUCGAAAAGAACUUCCUGUUGUCUGCCAGCUGCCCUUUGAGCCGGCACAAUGCCGAAUUUUAAGCCCUAAGAAGUUUUACACAAGUUUCCUGACUGCUUAUUUGCGCGGUGCUCAUUUGUGGCUAUUCCUCUCCCACCGCCGCCACCUCCUCCUCCUCAAAGUCGGCCCCAUUGAUCCGCCACUUCGGCUCCCAAUGGCCUGCCCCCGCGGCCUGUCUAGACGGGCCUUGCCCUGCCUCCUCCAGGUGGGUCGGCUCUUCCGAGGAGAGCCCCGGGAGGCCGCCGCCUCUUCCUGCCGGAGAAGGACCCACUCUUCUUCUUCGCCUCAGAAGCAGCUGGAAACAAAAUCAGAAACUGUUCAUCAAAAGCAGAUAUGCCAAAUUGUUCUUGAUCAUUUUGAGAAACAGUACUCCAAGGAGCUGGGAGAAGCGUGGAACUCAGUCAGGAAAGUGCUUACAGCACCACAGUGCUGGCAAUAUGGUGUCCUCCUUAAUAAAUUCAGUUUUUCUUCUAAAGUGGAGAAUGAUUUGCGUUUGAAAGGCUAUCACCUCCUCUUCCCAGAAACCUCAUCCUGUUUUCACCAAUCAUUCAAGUGUUACAUCAGUAGCACUCCUGGUAGAUUCCCUGCUCAGAGACACAGAGCUGGUAAAUUGAAAGAAUAUUACCUACUCAACGUGGCAUCAUUGCUGGCAGUGCUGGCCCUGGAAAUCAAGAAUGGAGAGAAAGUUCUGGAUUUGUGUGCUGCUCCAGGGGGUAAAUCGAUAGCAACACUUCACUGUGCCUGGCCAGGGCUUCUACACUCCAAUGAGUAUGACCAUCUGAGAGCACAAUGGUUGAGGGAAACGCUAGAAUCCUUCAUCCCAGAAUCUUUGAUGCAUAUUGUUACCCUUUCUCAGUUGGAUGGAAGAGAAAUGGGAGAUCUGAAGCCCGAAACGUUUGACAAGGUCCUAGUCGAUGCUCCUUGCUCAAAUGAUAGAAGUUGGUUAUUCUCUUCGGAUAUCCAGCAGGCAACCCUGCAGUUAGCACAAAGGAAGGCAUUAUCAGCUGUACAGUUACAGCUGCUAAGGUCUGCAAUUAAAGCCUUGCGUCCUGGAGGAUCUUUGGUAUACUCCACAUGCACACUUUCAAAAGGAGAGAACAGUGAUGUCAUCACUGAGAUCCUCAACUCCUGCAGUGAUGUUCUGCCAGGGGAUAUGGGCGCUCUGGCUAAUGUGGCAUCUCAAGAGUUUGUUCUUGCAUCAGGUGUCCAGCAGCAUGAACUUCUAGUACUUCCAGAAAAGGGGAGAGCAUGGGGACCAAUGUAUAUAUCUAAAUUAAAGAAAAUUUGA